AUGAAUGACAACCCAGAACAAAACCCAUAUGAUCUACUUGAAAUCUCACAGGAGGCCACAGAAGCCGAGAUUAGGACAGCCUAUCGAACCCGCUCACUAAAAGUUCAUCCAGACAGAAACAGAAAUGAUCCUAAUGCAGCCCAGAAAUUUCAUGCAUUGACGACCGCUUCCACCCUCCUCCUUGAUCCACUUCGCCGUCUCGCGCUCGAUGCACAACUCCGUCUGCAAGCUGCCAAGAAGCAGCGCUUCGCAUCUUAUGACAAUAAGCGUAAGGCGAUGGUCUCUGAGUUGGAGGAGCGGGAGAAAGAAUUCAAAAAGGCGCGAAUGGCUAAGGAGCAGGAGAGAACCACAAGGGAGAGCGAAAACAUGAGGAUUCGUGAGGAGGGGCGACGAAUGCGGGAGCAGAGGGAGAAGGAGCUCGAACUGCAGGAAUUGGAACGUCAAUGUGCGAGGACGAAACCCGGGUCAAAUGGAACCGUCGAAGAAGAACCCCUCGUUCCGCCACCUCCCACUGAUUUGGAUACAACAAUCCGUAUCAAAUAUGCUCUGUCAUCAUAUCCUGCACUUUCUACAGCAUCCGCGCUCACAGCCCACCUUCGACGGUAUGGUAAGAUUGAUGAAGGGACGGCGGUGAUGUCACAGAAAGCCAAGAAGUCGAAAAAGUCCAAGGGACUUGUAGACGGCGAGGUGAUAGUGACCGCACUGGUGCCAUUCAAUCAGUUGGGCGCUGCAUUUGCUGUGGUAUCGAGCGCCGAAUCGCUGAAAGAGCGGGGCAUGGAUGUGGCAUGGGCAGGCGGAUCUGAGCCUCCGAUCCUAGGCUGGCUUCGCGAACGCGGAGAACUCGGAGGACCCGCGGCCAAUCGUGCCGAGCCGUUCCCGACAAAGCCUACUCCGGAGGGAACGACAUUCGGUUCGUUUCCCUCAAGUUUUGUAAGUCUGGCUCACUCGGAUCUAUUCGAAUCACUGAUUCUCCUCUUUGACAAGCCUGCUUUUGAUGAGGUGGUACCGCCACCGCCACCUCCUGCUGCAAAGGCGGGGAUAGACUAUGAGUCGUUGACGCUCCUCCGUAUGCGUGAAGCUGAGCGUGCACGCUUAGAGAAGGAGAUACUGGAAGCAGAAGCUACUGAGGGCGGCUAG
This is a messenger RNA of Suillus fuscotomentosus, 1137 nucleotides long. RefSeq lists its product as uncharacterized. Gene Ontology annotation, cellular component: spliceosomal complex. Gene Ontology annotation, biological process: spliceosomal complex disassembly. Lineage: Eukaryota; Fungi; Basidiomycota; Agaricomycetes; Boletales; Suillaceae. The transcript is spliced from 4 exons. The record is from RefSeq and is a predicted model, not a curated record. The coding region runs from base 1 to 1137 and encodes 378 amino acids.